AGGGAUACUAUGUUUGGAAAAAUGUAGCUUAAAUUAGUGUACUCAUUAUCAUGGACCAAUUAUUACCAAGCCGUUAUUGAAUAAAAAAAUUGUCCCUCCUGGCUGUCCGUACUGCGGCUUGGCGAAAGCGCGAGCGGCUGUUUCUCGCUGGCUUGUUUCUCCGUCCGCGACGCGGAGAGUCGGCGGAUGCGGAGCUAAACAUGUCGGUGACUGGGGCUGGCCACAGAGGCUUCUAUUUCAACACAGUCCUGUCACUGGCACGCUCGUUCGCCGCCCACCAGCCCGCACCGGCGGAGAAGGUCCAGAAGCUACAAUGUAUGUGUCCAUUGGAGUCUCAAGGCGAGUUCUCACUUGACGUGCGCCGCAUCGACGCCGUCGUAGCGCUGGCCGUCUUUCUAGUGGAGUCUGGCUUACAGCAGCACAAAGACACACUUGUUUCCUACUUGCUGAGCCUACUGAGAGGCCUCCCACGUGUCGAAUGGAUAGAAGAAGGCUCGGGAAAGAAAGGAAAGGAGUUUCUGCCAGUUGCCGAAAACUUCAGCUUCUGCUUAGUGACUCUUUUAGCAGAUGUGGCUCAGAGGGACCUAGACUACAGGCAAGAGAUAUUGAACACCAUCAUGGAAGUCAUGCAGUCAUUGCAGGAAAUGUGCCAAACACCUGAUAAUCACGACAAAGUCUACCUGUGCAGGUACAUUGUGCCCAGCUUGUUCGGCAUGACACGAGCAUUUGGCCGUUACAGCAUCACAGACGAAGCCCUUUUGUCCAAGCUGUUCCCCAAAGACUCGCCUCAGACUCAUUGCGUCGCAGAGGAAACAGAGGGCAUACGGCGGCGAUCCUUCAAUGACUUCCGCUCCAUCAUUCCUACCUCCUUGCUGACCGUGUACCAGAGUGACACGUUGCGCCGACGCAACGCAACCAAUCCUGAAUCCUCUGCACAAGUUUCUGCAGAUGCAGGAGGUCCCUCACCCUGCUCUCCCACCACACCAGGCCCACAUUACUUUGAAGGUGCCUACCUCCCCGACAGCAGCACAGUGGAUCCUGAUUACUAUUUUUCCACAGUCAGCUCCAGUUUCUCCGUGUCUCCUCUCUUCCUGGGAGCAAGAGAAAAUGAUAUUGAGGUGCCUGUCGAUCUGCUCCGGAAGCUCCUGAGCAUGGUGAAGAUAUUUCUUUCGGAAUCUUUUCUUAAAAUCCUCGACGCCACCAUGGCUGAAGUGACCGGGUCAAACCCUGGAGUCAACCUCUAUUACAAAACCUUCAGUGACCCUCUCUAUGUGUGUGUGUUCAAAAUGCUGAGGGACACUCUAUACAACAUGAAUGCCUUGCAACCAGCUUUUGUACGGGAAGUCCAUGACUUUGUCCUGGAACAAUUUAGCAGCAGCCAAUCGGAGCUGCAGCGGAUACUUCAUGACACAGGGGGGUUGCCGGGGGAACAGAGCCCCCUCAAGCUUCGUUGCCAAGCCAACGCUGCCUGCGUGGACCUCAUGGUGUGGGCGGUCAAAGAUGAGCAAGGAGCUGAGAACUUGUGCAGCAAAUUGACCGAGAAGCUGCAGUCGAAAACCUCGAGUAAAGUCAUCAUCGCUCACAUGCCCCUUCUCAUCUGUUGCCUGCAGGGCCUGGGGCGUCUAUGUGAGAGGUUUCCUGUGGUGGCUCACUCUGCUACCACAUCACUUAGGGACUUCCUGGUAGUUCCUUCCCCUGUCAUCAUAAAACUCUACAAGUACCACAGCCAGUACAGCACAGGCACAGGAGAAAUCAGGAUCAAUGUAACGAAUGAGCACUCUCAGUCCACAGUCAACAUUUUGUCCAGCAGGAAGGACCAGCAGUCUAUGUACGAGCAGCUCCGAGACAUUUCCAUCGACAACAUCUGCAGAUGUCUGAAAGCUGGCCUGACCAUGGACAAUGUGAUCGUGGAGGCCUUUCUCGCUAGUCUGUCCAACCGCCUUUACAUUUCACAGGAGAAUGAUAAGGAUGCUCACCUCAUCCCAGAUCACACUAUUCGGACACUGGGCCACAUCGCUGUUGCUCUGAGAGACACGCCUAAAGUGAUGGAGCACAUCCUGCAGAUCUUACAACAGAAGUUCUGUCAACCUCCGUCUCAGCUGGACGUACUCAUCAUAGACCAGCUAGGCUGCAUGGUCAUUACAGGGAAUCAAUACAUCUACCAGGAAGUGUGGAACCUAUUUCAACAAAUCAGUGUGAAGGCCAGCUCAGUCGUCUACUCUGCUACUAAAGACUCCAGAGAUCACGGCUACAGACACUGCUCUCUGGCUGUGAUAAACGCUUUGGCCAACAUUGCCGCCAACCUGCAGGGGGAGCAGCUGGUGGAUGAACUCAUGGUGAACCUUUUAGAACUUUUUGUCCAACUGGGCCUGGAAGGGAAGCGAGCCAGUGAGCGGGCAUCAGAUAAAGGGCCAGCGCUUAAAGCAUCAAGUAGUGCGGGGAAUCUGGGCGUUCUCAUCCCAGUGAUUGCUGUGUUGACGAGACGACUGCCGCCCAUCAAGGAGGCGAAGCCCCGCCUCCAGAAGCUGUUUCGAGACUUCUGGUUGUACUCGGUGGUCAUGGGUUUUGCUGUGGAAGGAUCAGGUCUCUGGCCCAAAGAGUGGUAUGAGGGUGUUUGUGAGAUUGCCACCAAGUCUCCUCUCCUGACCUUCCCCAGCGGAGAGCCCCUACGCUCAGAACUGCAGUACAACUCUGCCUUGAAAAACGACACUGUCACACCGGCAGAGUUGAGCGAGCUGCGUGCGACCAUCAACAAUCUCCUGGACCCCUCCCCUGAAGCAUCCGCCCUCAUUAACAAGCUGGACUUCGCCAUGUCCACAUACCUGCUCUCAGUCUACAGAUUAGAGUAUAUGAGGAUGCUACACUCCAACGAUCCUGACCGCUUCCAGGUCAUGUUUCGCUACUUUGAAGACAAAGCGAUUCAGAAAGACAAAUCCGGAAUGAUGCAGUGUAUCAUUUGUGUCGGCGACAAGGUGUUUGAUGUCUUCCUCCAAAUGAUGGCUGACAAGCCAAAGACCAAAGAACAUGAGGAGGAACUGGAGUGUCAUGCCCAAUUCUUGUUAAUUAACUUCAACCACACCCACAAGAGGAUCCGCAGGGUGGCAGAUAAAUAUCUUUCUGGUUUGGCUGAGUCAUUCCCACAUCUGCUUUGGAAUGGCCGUGUGCUGAAGACCAUGUUAGACAUUUUGCAGACCCUCUCGCUCUCUCUAAGUGCAGACAUCCACAAGGACCAGCCGUAUUAUGACAUUCCAGAUACCCCGUACAGCAUCACUGUACCUGACACGUAUGAAGCCAGAGAGAGCAUAGUGAAAGACUUUGCUGCUCGCUGUGGUGAGAUCCUGAAAGAAGCAAUGAAAUGGGCUCCUUCAGUCACAAAGUCCCACCUGCAGGAGUACUUGAACAAGUAUCAGAACUGGGUGUCGGGUCUGUACCAGCACACCGGCCUGGCCAUGGCCACAGAGAGCAUCCUGCACUUUGCAGGCUACAACAGGCAGAGUACCACACUGGGUGCUGCGUUCCCUCAGACCACCCAGCUGACAGAAAGACCAGCAUGUGUGAAAAGAGAUUACUCCAACUUCAUGGCGUCUCUCAACCUGCGCAACCGAUACACUGGAGAGGUGGCCGGUAUGAUCCAGUUUUCAGAGGCAACGCACAGUCAGUCAGACCUGAACAAGUUGAUGAUUGAGCAGAUGAUGACUGCUCUAGACAGCCAAGAUCCAGAGGCUUUCACCCAGGCCAUGUUCAAGAUGGCAGCCUUGCUUAUAAUCACCAGAAACUGCAACCCUCAGUUACUGCACCAUUUGUGCUGGUCGCCCCUGAAAAUGUUCACCGAGCACGGCAUGGAAACGGCCAUCGCGUGUUGGGAGUGGCUGCUGGCUGCGCACAAUGGGGUUGAAGUACCAUUCAUGCGUGAGAUGGCAGGCGCUUGGCAGAUGACGGUGGAGCUGAAAAAGGGUUUGUUCUCCGUCACCAAGGAGGAGGCGGGCCCUCUGGCUGUCUCAGAAGAGAGCCAGCCUGCACCCUGCGCACCCGACGUCAUACCUCACUUCCUGUGGAUAGAGUUUCUGGUGCAGAGGUUCGAAAUAGCCAAGUACAGCAGCUCGGACCAGGUGGAGAUUUUCACCACCAUCCUGCAGAGGUCGCUGUCUCUGAGCGUGGGAGGAGCCAAAAGCAACUUGAACACCCACGUGGCCGCCAUCGGACCAAGAUUUAGACUGCUCACUCUGGGUUUAACUCUUCUGCAUGCCGACGUGGUGACGAACGCCACCAUCAAAAAUGUACUGCGAGAGAAGAUCUAUUCCACAGCGUUUGACUACUUCAGCGUCAAUCCCAAAUUUCCCACUCAGGCUGACCAGAGGUUGAGAGAAGACAUUAGCAUCAUGAUCAAGUUUUACACUUGCCUGCAGUCAGACAAAAAGUAUCUGGCUGCCAACCAGCUGGUUCCCCCAGAUCCACAAGACAUGUCGGUGAACAGCUUGUCAGUGAUGGCGGACAGCCGCAGUAACCUGGAUGCGGCGAUGGGUCAGAGGCAGCAGGUGGCUCAGGGUUGGAUUAACACCUACCCUCUGUCCUCUGGAAUGUCCACCAUAUCCAAGAAAUCAGGUCUCUCCAAAAAAAGCAACAGAGGCUCUCAACUGCACAAGUACUACAUGAAACGUCGUACCCUUUUACUGGCUUUACUGGCCAGCGAGAUCGAGCGGCUGACGACGUGGUACAACCCCUUGUCCACUCAAGAGCUCGCCAUCGCCACAGAGCAGUCUGUGGAGACCAGCAUCGCCAACUGGAGGUCCAAAUACAUCAGCUUGACGGAGAAACAGUGGAAGGACAAUGUCAAUCUGGCGUGGAGCAUCACGCCAUACCUGGCACUGCAGCUGCCCGCUAGGUUUAAACACACUGAAGCGAUCGUGUCUGAGGUGACACGUCUGGUGCGUCUGGAUCCGGCUGCCGUGUGUGACGUCCCUGAAGCGGUCAAGUUUCUGGUGACGUGGCACACAAUCGACGCCGACUCUCCCGAGCUGAGUCACAUCCUGUGCUGGGCGCCCGCAGAUCCACCAACGGGACUGUCCUACUUCUCGUCCAUGUACCCUCCUCACCCCCUCACGGCGCAAUACGGGGUCAAAGUGCUCCGCUCUUUCCCUCCUGAUGCCAUCUUGUUUUACAUUCCUCAAAUUGUCCAAGCGCUUCGAUACGACAAGAUGGGCUACGUGAGGGAAUACAUCCUGUGGGCCGCUCAGAAGUCGCAGCUCCUCGCCCACCAAUUCAUCUGGAACAUGAAGACCAACAUCUAUCUGGAUGAGGAAGCUCACCAGAAAGACCCCGACAUUGGCGAGCUGUUGGAGCAAAUGGUGGAGGAGAUCACUGGCUCCUUGUCUGGACCUGCCAAGGACUUCUACCAGCGAGAGUUUGACUUCUUCAACAAGAUCACCAACGUGUCGGCCACUAUCAAACCUUUUCCAAAAGGGGAGGAGCGGAAAAAGGCCUGCCUGGACGCACUCUCCCAAAUCAAAGUCCAGCCUGGCUGCUAUCUACCCAGCAACCCCGAGGCCAUCGUGUUUGAUAUAGACUACAAAUCUGGGACCCCGAUGCAAAGUGCUGCCAAAGCUCCUUACCUGGCCAAGUUCAAAGUGAAGAGGUGUGGAGUCAGCGAGCUAGAAAAAGAAGGUCUGCGGUGUUGCUCCGACUCUGCGGAGGAUGAAAAAAGCGAAGAGGAAGCCAAGAAAAUCUGCUGGCAGGCGGCCAUCUUUAAAGUGGGCGACGACUGCAGACAAGACAUGCUGGCGCUUCAGAUCAUCAGCCUGUUCAAGAACAUCUUCCAACUGGUGGGCUUGGACCUCUACGUGUUCCCUUACAGGGUGGUGGCCACGGCUCCAGGAUGCGGCGUGAUCGAGUGCAUUCCAGACUGCAAGUCCCGGGAUCAGCUCGGCCGCCAGACGGACUUUGGGAUGUACGAUUAUUUCCGCAACCAGUACGGCGAUGAAUCUACGCUGGCAUUCCAGAAGGCGAGGUACAACUUCAUUCGCAGCAUGGCGGCGUACAGCCUGCUGCUCUUCCUGCUGCAGAUUAAAGACCGGCACAACGGCAACAUCAUGCUGGACAGCCAGGGACACCUCAUCCACAUCGACUUCGGCUUCAUGUUCGAAAGCUCCCCCGGCGGCAACCUGGGCUGGGAGCCCGACAUCAAGCUGACGGACGAGAUGGUGAUGAUCAUGGGCGGCAAGAUGGAGGCCACGCCCUUCAAGUGGUUCAUGGAGAUGUGCGUGAGGGGCUACCUGGCAGUCAGACCCUACAUGGACGGGGUGGUCUCCUUGGUGAACCUCAUGUUGGACACGGGGCUCCCCUGUUUCAGAGGGCAAACCAUCAAGCUGCUCAAGCAGCGCUUCAACCCGGGCUUAAGUGAGAAAGAAGCAGCUGCCUUCAUUAUUAAAGUCAUCCAGAACUGCUUCCUGAGCAGCCGGAGUCGAACCUACGACAUGAUCCAGUAUUACCAAAACCAGAUCCCAUACUAAACGCUUGUGCCUGAGCAUGUGCACCCAUGUGUAUGUGUGCGUGCCUUUUAAUAUUGUUCUACAUUAAUUUCUGUGGCUCGUGGAUGUUGUCUUGCCUUUUUAUUGUCAUUUAGUUCUCCACUUAAUUUAUUUCCCUUCUGAGCUACGUGUCGUCGUUAUUGAGAAAUGAAUAUCCUGUUGCACUUGUCGCAUCUUGACUUGUGUGCACUUAAAUCUGUUAGUUUGCAUGUUCACGUGAUAUUUUGUGCCAAUUUGAAAUGAUUGUUGAUGAAAAUGCGACGUAAACUUCAGUUGCAGUCAGACCAACGUGGCCUAUUCUGGCGUCUCGUACUUGAUGGUAAUGCUGUGCUCGCCUUUUUCACGGACCAAUCGGAUGAUGGGUACUCGUCUCGUUUGUAGCACUGUCAACGUGGGUCACGGUUGCCGUGGUGAGGAUGCACAAAAUGACUGGGGUAUGUAUAAGUUCCAAAGGGGAGGGUUGCUAUUCCACGUAAAUGAAAUGUUAUUGUUCGUUUGGAUGAAGGUGACAGUUUGAAUGAAAAGGUCCUGUUGGGGUCCACUUGCCAUGAAGCUAUUUGGGGGCUUUGGUGAAUGUUUUUCACAUGAGUCAAAUUUGGUGUUAGUUGUAACAUCACUGAUUGUAACGAUUCCGCCUCUCUUUGUACAUUUAUAGCCGUGACCCAUUCUCUGUCUCCUUUUUUUAAAUAUAUUUAUGCCUUUUGAAUCAGAAUGCACAGGAUGCCAAAUCAAAUAAAGAUUGUAUUAAUUUAAAGAAACA
Molecule: messenger RNA, 7284 nt
Organism: Phyllopteryx taeniolatus (common seadragon)
Lineage: Eukaryota; Metazoa; Chordata; Actinopteri; Syngnathiformes; Syngnathidae
Gene: pi4kab
Product: phosphatidylinositol 4-kinase, catalytic, alpha b
Exons: 55
Coding region: 201-6506 (2101 amino acids)
Biological process (GO): phosphatidylinositol-mediated signaling; phosphatidylinositol phosphate biosynthetic process
Cellular component (GO): plasma membrane; cytoplasm
Molecular function (GO): 1-phosphatidylinositol 4-kinase activity
Source: RefSeq, a predicted model, not a curated record